GACACUCCUCUUUCUCCUUACUUUCCACGCCAACAAAGGCCCAUUAUCAUCAGCAUGCCUUCCUCCAACACCUCUAUUAUCUAUCUCAAGCACCCUACCGAGUUCCCGGUUGUGGGCGAGCAUUUCGCGGCCCAGACCAACAAGGACUUCAAACCCGUCCUCAAAGACGGCGAGGUCCUGACCCGCAACCUCGUCAUCUCACUUGAUCCAUACAUGCGUGGAAAGAUGCGUGACACAGGCAAGCAGUCGUACAGCGCCGCCUUCGAAAUCGGCAAGCCAUUGGACGCCCGUGGUAUUGCCGAGGUCAUCGAGAGCAAGAACGACAAAUAUCCAGUUGGCUCCAUCAUCCACGCCUUUGUCGGUUGGGAAGAGUACACAGUCCUGCCUGACCUGCCCACGACCAGGAUCAUUCCAGAGGCCAGAGAAUCCAAGCUCCCGUUGUCAUCCUAUGUCGGAGUAUUGGGCAUGCCAGGUCUUACCGCAUAUGCUUCCUUGAAAGACAUUGGAAGGCCCAAGGCUGGUGAAACCAUCUUCAUCUCGGCAGCCUCUGGAGCUGUGGGCCAGCUUGCUGGUCAAUUGGCCAAGGUCUGGGGUCUUACCGUCAUCGGAUCAGCUGGAUCGGAUGAGAAGGUCGACUAUCUGCUCAAGGAGGUCGGGUUCGACAAGGCCUUUAACUACAAGAAGCGCACUGCCCACGAUGCCCUCAAGGAGCUGGCGCCCAAGGGAAUCGAUAUCUAUUUUGAGAACGUCGGUGGCGAGACCCUCGAGGCCGCGUUGGACAACAUGAACACCCACGGCAGGGUUAUCGCGUGCGGAAUGAUCUCACAGUACAACACUACUAAGCCCUACGGUAUCAAGAACCUGAUGCAAGUUGUCAGCAAGAGAUUGACUAUUCGAGGCUUCAUUGUCGCGGACUUUCAAGAGCAGUACUUUGCAGAUUUCUUCCGAGAUGUCAAGGCCCUGCUCCUGGAGAACAAGAUUGUUUACAAGACUGAUGAGGCCAAGGGUAUCGAGGCUGCUCCUGAGGCGUUCGUUGGUCUUUUGCAGGGAAAGAAUUUCGGAAAGCAGGUUGUGAAGGUUGCAGAUCUGUGAACAGACGACGAAACAAAGAAUGAAAGCGCCACGGCGUCCUCCAUUUACGCGACUCCUUGCACAGCACGCUAUGCGAAUAAAAUAAAAUGGAGACAGACAAACCAUACCAUGCACGCGCUCUCGGAAAGACCCUCAGUGCCAAUGGGCUGCUUCUAGUCAGGGCUUACAAAUGCAACAGGAAUCACGCAAUCAUCGGUCUAUCUGUGAUCAUACAGUC
This is a messenger RNA of Gamsiella multidivaricata, 1309 nucleotides long. RefSeq lists its product as uncharacterized. Bases 55 to 1092 code for a protein of 345 amino acids. NCBI's taxonomy places the organism in Eukaryota, Fungi, Mortierellomycota, Mortierellomycetes, Mortierellales, Mortierellaceae. The transcript has 4 exons. The record is from RefSeq and is a predicted model, not a curated record. Gene Ontology annotation, molecular function: oxidoreductase activity, acting on the CH-CH group of donors, NAD or NADP as acceptor.